UGACGUCCACCAUCGAGUCCCUCCCACUACCGAUUUCCCACAAUACACCGCGGUCCUCCACACUGGCUUGCUGCUUCCUUAGAGUCAAAUCCAAGAUGGCGCUCCGCCGCUUCUCCCAGCUCUCGUCCACGCUGCGUUCCGCGGUCAGCGUGACUCUACGCAGGAACAUCGGCCUCUCAGCUAUCCUCCUGAACCGGGCCAAAGAGCUGGACCCCGUGCAGAAACUGUUUCUGGACAAGAUCCGAGACUACAACACCAAGAGCAAGGCUUCUGGCGGCAUUGUGGAUGCAGGACCCGGAUAUCAGAAGAGCAUGUCCGAGGAGGUUUCCAAACUCGAGAGGUUAUAUGGUGGUGGAGACCUCUCCAAAUUCCCUGACUUCAAAUUCCCAGACCCCAAGCUCGAUGAAGUGACCAAGUGAAUCCUGAUCAUCAUGUAAAUCACCAAUGUAUUAUAUUUAAUAAAAAAAUUCAGAUGUUUGAAUCUUUCAGUGUUGACAGUUGUAUAGAGACAAAUGUAUUAAAUGUAUUACUGCACAAUGAA
Phycodurus eques (leafy seadragon) is the source of this 541-nucleotide messenger RNA. RefSeq names its product ATP synthase peripheral stalk subunit F6 (gene atp5pf). NCBI's taxonomy places the organism in Eukaryota, Metazoa, Chordata, Actinopteri, Syngnathiformes, Syngnathidae. The record is from RefSeq and is a predicted model, not a curated record. Gene Ontology annotation, molecular function: proton transmembrane transporter activity. Gene Ontology annotation, biological process: proton motive force-driven ATP synthesis. The transcript is spliced from 4 exons. Bases 96 to 419 code for a protein of 107 amino acids.